AUACAUCGCCGGAGCACUAGUGCACUGCACUGAAUUUCCUGGGUCAACUGUAAGCCGUCGUGUAAGUCCCUUCCGGGGUGUAAGUUUCACGAUGACGCUCACAAAAGAAAGCAUUUGGCAGACAGACAUGCCCCCUACAGCUAAUGAGUUGGCUGAAGCGGGGCAACAAAUUUGCACGACAGUAAACGAGCAUGGAG
Messenger RNA from Perkinsus marinus ATCC 50983, 197 nucleotides. RefSeq lists its product as hypothetical. The record is from RefSeq and is a predicted model, not a curated record. NCBI's taxonomy places the organism in Eukaryota, Perkinsozoa, Perkinsida, Perkinsidae. The transcript has a single exon. The annotation marks the transcript as partial.